AUGGUUGCCCUCGCGGCAGCCGACCGCAUCGCGGCGCUUCUGCCGCAGCUCAAGGCUGGCGGCCAGCAGGAUGCUGUCAACGCCGCGCGCGCCCUGAUCGCAGAGGGCAACGUCAGCCUGCAGCACUUGCGCGAGCGCAAGGUCACCCCAAAGCUCGCCGCCCUCGUGUGCGACAAG
Molecule: messenger RNA, 177 nt
Organism: Monoraphidium neglectum
Lineage: Eukaryota; Viridiplantae; Chlorophyta; Chlorophyceae; Sphaeropleales; Selenastraceae
Exons: 1
Source: RefSeq, a predicted model, not a curated record